CGGCGUAACCAUCAGGGAUUGCAACAAUACGCGCUCCAGAAAUUAAGCACAAGCGAAAAAAACUGUCAUAUAAAUCCAACAGUUUCGGUUACUCUGUUCUGGUUGACGCAAGAUUGUGAAUUCAAUCGUAAAAACUAGAAGAACUCGCGGUGCUACAUAAAUUUUUUUCGCUUCAUUUUCUGUCGUUGAACAAAUCCAAAGUGUGGCCAUUAAUCCGAGUGGAUUGGAAAUUUAAGAAUCACAGGUCAGAUUGUAGAGCCAGCAAGGCGGCAUCAGAAUGUCGGUAGGCCAAGACAACCGGUGGCAGAAGGAUGCGGCCGACCAGAAUUUCGAUUACAUGUUCAAACUGUUGAUCAUCGGCAACAGCAGCGUGGGCAAGACAUCAUUUCUCUUUCGUUAUGCCGAUGAUUCCUUCACUUCGGCCUUCGUUUCAACCGUCGGAAUCGAUUUCAAAGUCAAGACCGUCUUCCGCCAGGACAAGCGAGUCAAACUCCAGAUCUGGGACACGGCAGGCCAGGAGCGAUACAGGACCAUUACAACAGCAUAUUAUCGCGGUGCUAUGGGAUUUUUAUUGAUGUACGACAUUACCAAUGAAGAAUCUUUCAACAGCGUUCAAGAUUGGUGUACCCAAAUCAAGACUUAUUCUUGGGAUAACGCUCAAGUCAUCCUAGUCGGCAACAAAUGCGAUAUGGAAGAUGAACGCGUCAUCUCCUACGAGAGGGGUAAGCAGUUGGCUGACCAGCUCGGUUUGGAGUUCUUUGAAACCUCAGCCAAGGAGAACAUCAACGUCAAGGCUGUGUUUGAACGUCUGGUUGACAUUAUUUGCGACAAAAUGUCCGAGAGUUUAGACAGCGAUCCUAAUAUGGUGAACUCAUCCAAAGGAACACGAUUGACGGACCAAACUCCUGCCCCCAACGCCGGCGCUUGCCAGUGCUGAAUAUCCAACACAAACACUUUUCAUCAUCCGGCUUGACAGUCGCGAAAAUAUUUAAAACAAGACAAAAAAUAAUCACGACAUCACCAACAAACGCGUCAAAUUUGAGACUAUACGCGAAAUUUUUCAAUUGUCAGAAAAAAACAAAAACCUCUUUUGUUUCAGUGUUGCAUUAUAGUACUUCUUUUUUCCACAGAUAGUUUUCGUUCAAACAAAAUAUCCUUGAGGAGAUUGCUCUCCUAUAAGAUCCAAUUCCAGCGCUUUAACCAAAUAGCGCAAGAUGAUCUUCAAUUUUGAUUGGGGACUGUUAAGUUAGACUGGUUUAAUGAAAGUUUGUUUUUAAAUUGUGCUAAUUUUUAGAUGGCUCUCUUUAGCAUUGUAAUUUAUUUUUUUUUUCUUUUUCAAAAGAAAGAAAGAACCUUCUUAUUGGUCCUAAUAGAGUUAAUAUUUGUCGGUAAAUCAUAUGGGUUGGAAUCAUUCAAGUUCUUUAACGUUUUGAUUCGGGUUUCAUAACUGAUUUUUGUUUUUCAUCGUUUAAUUUCAUUCAAGUCAGUUCAAACGUUUAGUCUAAAAUUUCACUUUGUUCGACGAGUUUGGUUGCGAUGUUUCACACAACAUGUACAUCACGUUUUUUUCCUCACUUGUUUCGGAGACGGUGGACGACGUCUUUGUAAUUGUCACCUCUUCCAACAUCCCAACGGUGGCAAUUCAGCGUUCGCA
Messenger RNA from Daphnia carinata, 1654 nucleotides. It is a transcript of the gene Rab3, whose product is annotated as ras-related protein Rab-3. Gene Ontology annotation, molecular function: GTPase activity; GTP binding. Gene Ontology annotation, biological process: regulation of exocytosis; protein secretion; protein localization to plasma membrane. NCBI's taxonomy places the organism in Eukaryota, Metazoa, Arthropoda, Branchiopoda, Diplostraca, Daphniidae. The transcript has 5 exons. The record is from RefSeq and is a predicted model, not a curated record. Bases 278 to 937 code for a protein of 219 amino acids. Gene Ontology annotation, cellular component: endosome; synaptic vesicle; plasma membrane.